Lepus europaeus (European hare) is the source of this 4359-nucleotide messenger RNA. It is a transcript of the gene SMARCC2, whose product is annotated as SWI/SNF related, matrix associated, actin dependent regulator of chromatin subfamily c member 2. Gene Ontology annotation, biological process: positive regulation of DNA-templated transcription. Gene Ontology annotation, cellular component: nBAF complex; SWI/SNF complex; npBAF complex. Bases 40 to 3687 code for a protein of 1215 amino acids. The transcript is spliced from 28 exons. Gene Ontology annotation, molecular function: nucleosomal DNA binding; histone binding. NCBI's taxonomy places the organism in Eukaryota, Metazoa, Chordata, Mammalia, Lagomorpha, Leporidae. The record is from RefSeq and is a predicted model, not a curated record.
GCGGCGGUGGCGGCGGCGGCGGGGCCCGAGCCCGAGAAGAUGGCGGUGCGGAAGAAGGACGGCGGCCCCAACGUGAAGUACUACGAGGCCGCGGACACCGUGACCCAGUUCGACAACGUGCGGCUGUGGCUCGGCAAGAACUACAAGAAGUAUAUCCAAGCUGAACCACCCACCAACAAGUCGCUGUCUAGCCUGGUUGUACAGUUGCUACAAUUUCAGGAAGAAGUUUUUGGCAAACAUGUCAGCAAUGCGCCACUCACUAAACUGCCGAUCAAAUGUUUCCUAGAUUUCAAAGCAGGAGGCUCCCUGUGCCACAUACUUGCAGCUGCCUACAAAUUCAAGAGUGACCAGGGAUGGAGGCGUUACGAUUUCCAGAACCCAUCACGCAUGGACCGCAACGUGGAAAUGUUUAUGACCAUUGAGAAGUCCUUGGUGCAGAAUAACUGCCUGUCUCGACCUAACAUUUUUCUCUGCCCAGAUAUUGAGCCCAAACUGCUAGGGAAGCUAAAGGACAUUAUCAAGAGACACCAGGGAACAGUCACUGAGGAUAAGAACAAUGCCUCCCACGUUGUGUAUCCUGUCCCAGGGAACCUCGAAGAAGAGGAAUGGGUACGGCCAGUCAUGAAGAGGGAUAAACAGGUUCUUCUGCACUGGGGCUACUACCCUGACAGUUACGACACCUGGAUCCCGGCAAGUGAAAUUGAAGCAUCUGUGGAAGACGCACCAACUCCCGAGAAACCUAGGAAGGUUCAUGCAAAGUGGAUCCUGGACACAGACACCUUCAAUGAGUGGAUGAAUGAGGAAGACUAUGAAGUAAAUGAUGACAAAAACCCUGUCUCCCGCCGAAAGAAGAUUUCAGCUAAGACACUGACAGAUGAGGUGAACAGCCCGGAUUCAGAUCGUCGAGACAAGAAGGGAGGGAACUAUAAGAAGAGGAAACGUUCCCCUUCUCCUUCACCAACCCCAGAAGCUAAGAAGAAAAACGCUAAGAAAGGCCCUUCAACACCUUACACCAAGUCGAAGCGUGGCCACAGAGAAGAGGAGCAAGAAGACCUGACAAAGGACAUGGAUGAGCCCUCACCAGUCCCCAAUGUAGAAGAGGUGACACUGCCCAAAACAGUGAACACUAAGAAGGACUCGGAGUCAGCUCCCGUCAAAGGAGGCACCAUGACCGACCUGGAUGAACAGGAGGAUGAGAGCAUGGAGACCACGGGCAAGGAUGAGGACGAGAACAGCACAGGGAACAAGGGGGAGCAGACCAAGAAUCCAGACCUGCAUGAGGACAACGUGACUGAGCAGACACACCACAUCAUCAUUCCCAGCUACGCUGCCUGGUUUGACUACAACAGUGUGCAUGCCAUUGAGAGGAGGGCUCUCCCCGAGUUCUUCAACGGCAAGAACAAGUCCAAGACCCCAGAGAUCUACCUGGCCUACCGAAACUUCAUGAUUGACACUUACCGACUUAACCCCCAAGAGUACCUCACCUCCACUGCCUGCCGCCGGAACCUGGCCGGGGACGUCUGUGCCAUCAUGAGGGUCCAUGCCUUCCUCGAGCAGUGGGGUCUUAUUAACUACCAGGUGGAUGCCGAGAGCCGACCAACCCCCAUGGGGCCUCCGCCCACCUCUCACUUCCAUGUCUUGGCCGACACACCGUCAGGGCUGGUGCCUCUGCAGCCCAAGACCCCGCAGCAGACCUCUGCUUCCCAGCAAAUGCUCAACUUUCCUGACAAAGGCAAAGAGAAACCAACGGACAUGCAGAACUUCGGGCUGCGCACAGACAUGUACACGAAGAAGAGCCUCCCCUCCAAGAGCAAAGCCGCAGCCAGUGCCACUCGAGAGUGGACAGAACAGGAGACCCUGCUACUCCUCGAGGCACUGGAAAUGUACAAAGAUGACUGGAACAAAGUAUCUGAGCACGUGGGAAGCCGCACACAGGAUGAGUGCAUCUUGCAUUUCCUUCGUCUUCCCAUUGAAGACCCCUACCUGGAGGACUCGGAGGCCUCCCUGGGCCCCCUGGCCUACCAGCCCAUCCCCUUCAGUCAGUCGGGCAACCCUGUCAUGAGCACUGUCGCCUUCCUGGCCUCUGUCGUCGAUCCCCGCGUCGCGUCUGCUGCUGCAAAGUCUGCCCUAGAGGAGUUCUCCAAAAUGAAGGAAGAGGUGCCCACAGCCUUGGUGGAAGCCCACGUUCGGAAAGUGGAGGAAGCAGCCAAAGUGACAGGCAAGGCUGACCCAGCCUUUGGCCUGGAAAGCAGCGGCAUCGCAGGAACCACCUCUGAUGAGCCUGAGCGGAUUGGCCCAGAGGAGAGCGGGACUGACGAAGCCCGGGCGGAGGGCCAGGCCACAGAUGAGAAGAAGGAGCCCAAGGAGCCCCGGGAAGGAGGAGGGGCUGGAGAGGAGGAGGCCAAGGAGAAAACUAGCGAGGCCCCCAAGAAGGAUGAGGAGAAAGGGAAAGAAGGCGACAGCGAGAGGGAACCAGAGAAGAGUGAUGGUGACUCAAUAGCUGAUCCGGAGAAGGAGAAGGAGCCAAAGGAAGGGCAAGAGGAAGUACUGAAGGAAGUGGUGGAGUCAGAGGGGGAAAGGAAGACAAAGGUGGAGCGGGACAUUGGUGAGGGCAACCUCUCCACCGCCGCCGCCGCCGCCCUUGCUGCCGCCGCUGUGAAGGCCAAGCACUUAGCUGCCGUUGAAGAAAGGAAGAUCAAGUCUUUGGUGGCUCUGCUCGUGGAAACUCAGAUGAAAAAGUUGGAGAUCAAACUCCGGCACUUCGAGGAGCUAGAGACGAUCAUGGACCGGGAGCGAGAAGCACUGGAGUAUCAGAGGCAGCAGCUCCUGGCCGACAGACAAGCCUUCCACAUGGAGCAGCUAAAGUACGCGGAGAUGAGGGCCCGGCAGCAGCACUUCCAACAGAUGCACCAACAGCAGCAGCAGCCACCGCCAACCCUGCCCCCAGGUUCCCAGCCUAUCCCCCCUACAGGGGCUGCUGGGCCACCCGCAGUCCAUGGCUUGGCCGUGGCUCCAGCCUCUGUGGCCCCUGCUCCUGCUGGCAGUGGGGUCCCUCCUGGAAGCUUGGGCCCUUCUGAACAGAUUGGGCAGGCAGGGUCAACGGCAGGGCCACAGCAGCAGCAACCAGCUGGAGCCCCCCAGCCUGGGGCAGUCCCACCAGGGGUACCCCCCCCUGGACCCCAUGGCCCCUCACCGUUCCCCAACCAACAAACUCCUCCCUCAAUGAUGCCAGGGGCAGUGCCAGGCAGCGGGCACCCAGGCGUGGCGGGUAAUGCUCCUUUGGGUUUGCCUUUUGGCAUGCCGCCUCCUCCUCCUCCUGCUCCAUCCAUCAUCCCAUUUGGUAGUCUAGCCGACCCCAUCAGUAUUAACCUUCCCCCUCCUCCUAACCUGCAUGGGCAUCACCACCAUCUCCCGUUCGCCCCGGGCACUCUCCCCCCACCUAACCUGCCUGUGUCCAUGGCGAACCCUCUACAUCCUAACCUGCCGGCGACCACCACCAUGCCAUCCUCCUUGCCUCUCGGGCCGGGGCUCGGAUCCGCCGCAGCCCAGAGCCCUGCCAUUGUGGCAGCUGUUCAGGGCAACCUCCUGCCCAGUGCCAGCCCACUGCCAGACCCAGGCACCCCUCUGCCUCCAGACCCCACAGCCCCGAGCCCAGGCACAGUCACCCCUGUGCCACCUCCACAGUGAGCAGCCAGCCAGACAACUCCCCCUCACCCCCAAGGAGAUCACGGUUCCAGGAACAGCCCUCCCCCAACCACUGGGACCCUUGCCCAGCCUGGAGAGUUCAUCACUACGUAAGGAAAGCUCCUCCUGCCCCUCCACAGCCCGCUGCCGUGCCCUGCGGGGGCUUGCGUUUUUCUAUCAGAGUAUCUAAGGACUGUUUCAAAGCUGUUUCUCGUGUCUCUGAGAGGCUAGGAUGGGAAGGCUGCCCUCAGCAGAAGGGCCGGAAGGUGCUCAUCCAGGGUUCUAAUUAACCACUUCUAAGGGCGCAUCCCCUCAAAACUACUGCAUUUUUUUAAUGGAUUAAAAAAAAACUAAGCCCUUCAAAAAGUAGAGAUUUUAAAAAGCCACAUUUGAACUCCCUUCAAUAACCAAGUCUUACAUUUUUUAGAGGAUGACAAUUUCAAGAAAGGGGAACUGAGGUUCUGGGGAACGCUCUGGUAGAAUAGGGUGCAGAGCCUGUCUCCCCCAGCCCCUGGCUGGUGGCCGAGUCGCCGCCCAGCUCCCUCACCCACCGCCCCUGCGCACUCAUGCCCGCUGCUGCUUCCCAUUGUUGCUUUCAGGCUGCCCAGCUCAGCCAACGACCCCUUGCCCUCUGGAUGUCAGUUUUGUGUUUUUAAAAGUCGCCUGUUUAGUUGA